AUGGCUCUGAAUAAGGAUCCGGAAGUCAAUGAGGCUCCGGAAAUCAUCGAGGAUGACAGCCCUAAGGAACAUAUGAAUUAUGAGCUCGUGGACAAAGAAGUGGCGCAAUACGCGAAUGAGACUAUUGUUGAAGUCGAUGAAGUGACCAACAAGCGCCUGAAGAGCAUGAUCGAUAAGCGUGUUCUGGCUGUCAUGGUCGUCACAUACUUCAUCCAGGCGCUCGACAAGGGCACAAUGUCUUUUGCUUCUAUCAUGGGGAUUAUUGACGAUGCUCACCUGGUCGGCCAGCAGUAUUCUUGGUUGACUACCGUCAUCUACCUCGUCAUCCUGACCGUCGAAUACCCGGAGAAUUAUAUUAUUCAGCGAGUGCCUAUUGCGAAGUGGCUCGGUGCCAACAUUUGCCUAUGGGGCGUCACUCUUACAUUGCAUGCCGCAAUGAAGAACUUCGCUGGGCUUAUCACUCUAAGGGCUUUCCUUGGUGCCUUUGAAGCUUGCUGCCAGCCUACAUUUGUUCUGCUAUCGGGGAUGUGGUACAAGCGAGAAGAACAGUCUGGAAGAGUCAUAUUCUGGUAUAUGAUGAACGGAGCUCAACAGAUCUGUGGCAGCCUUCUUGCCUUUGCUUUCUCACACAUUUCCCACUCGGGGCCCGUUGUGUCUUGGCAGGCGCUGUUCAUGACUUACGGUAUUGUCACUGUCUUCUGGGGAUUAUUCGUAAUUUGGUGGAUGCCAGACAGCCCAAUGAAAGCCCACUGCUGGAGUGAAGAGGAUAAGAAACUCAUGGUAGAACGUGUCCGACAGAAUCGGACAGGUUUACAAAAUCGCAAAUUCCGCAAAGACCAGGUAUGGGAUGCGGUGACUGACCCCCAAGUUUACUGUUUCGCGUUGAUCCAGCUAUUCACAACUCUUCCAUCGGGCGGCCUCGGAGCAUUCGCCAACAUUAUAAUCAAAAGUUUCGGAUUUACAACCUGGCAAACUCAGCUUCUCCAGAUGGUGUCCGGCGUUGUACAGAUCAUUGCCAUGUUAACGGGUGUCUAUGUUGACAGGAGAUUCCAUCAAACAAUUUUGGCAAUGAUAGCAGCCGUCAUUCCUACCAUCGGAGGUACCGUCGUUCUGCUUGUAGUACCAUUCGAGGCUCACAAACGCGUUGGACUACUAUUGGCAUACUACAUAAUGAUCUCGUUCUGGGCGUGUGCUGGUCUCGCUCUUUCACUCGUCACACGCAAUGUCGGAGGGCAGACUAAAAAGAGUGUUGUGAUUGCCAGCAACUUCAUUUUCUGGGCAACUGGCAAUGCGAUCGGGCCCCAGGUCUUUCGUUCUCAAGACGCGCCCCGUUACUUCCUUGCUAUCGCGGUUAUCUUGGCAUGCUUCUGUCUUCUUGUAAUCACGCUGCUUGCCAUGCGCACGUACUACAUCUGGCAGAACAAGAGGCGGGAUGACAAGAUCGCUAGGGGAGAGGCAGUUGCAGACACUGCUUUCACUCAUUCCUUCGAGGACAUCACCGACCGUGUAAGCUCGUCUCUCCGUCUCAAAUGGCCAAACUAA
Messenger RNA from Phaeoacremonium minimum UCRPA7, 1542 nucleotides. RefSeq names its product putative allantoate permease protein. Gene Ontology annotation, cellular component: membrane. The transcript has 4 exons. Bases 1 to 1542 code for a protein of 513 amino acids. Gene Ontology annotation, biological process: transmembrane transport. Gene Ontology annotation, molecular function: transmembrane transporter activity. The record is from RefSeq and is a predicted model, not a curated record. Lineage: Eukaryota; Fungi; Ascomycota; Sordariomycetes; Togniniales; Togniniaceae.